AUGGACCAUCGACUUACGAUGCAUAACGAGACCAGGGUGGACUCCCACCUCAACGAUUUGGUUGGAGAUCGCUUCGUUGUGUGUUUCACUACCUUGGUCGUCGCCCUGCUCCUUUCUCGCAUCUUUACCAAGCCCGUCAUCAACCUCCCGGAGUUGAACCCCAAGAAGCCGUUCGAAUUCACGAACCGUCGCCGACUCGCCGAAUUCUUCCAGCAUAGCAAGGAGAUUCUCAUUCAAGGCCGAGAGCGCUUCCGCAACAAGCUGUACAAAGCGUACUGUGACUGGGGUGAGGUCAUUGUCGUUUCUCCUGAGCACAUUGAAGAGCUCAGAAGUGACUCACGAUUGAGUUUCAUGGUUCCAGCAAAUGAUGAUACUCACGGCUAUAUCCCUGGUUUUGACCCUUUCCAACUGGAUGAGCGCCUCGCCAAGCUUGUGACGAAGCACUUGACCAAAGCACUGACAAAACUUACCGCGCCAAUUUCCAAAGAGGCUGCUUUUGCCCUUCGCUCGAUCUUGACAGACUCAUCCGCGUGGCAUGAUAUGAAUCCGAAAGAAGAUCUAGUCCGCCUCGUUUCCCAGAUGUCGACGAGGAUCUUCCUGGGAGAAGAAUUUUGCAGGAACGAAGCCUGGAUCAAUGCAUCAGGAGACUAUACUCUCGCUGCAUUUGAAGCCACUGACCCCGUCAGAAUGUGGCCUCGUCUUCUCCGCCCGGUUGUUCAUUGGUUCAUGCCAAUCUGUUGGGACCUCCGACGCAAACUAGCAGAUGCCCGCCAGAUUCUCGAGCCCUAUAUGGCAAGUCGCAACGCGAUAAAAGCCGCCGCUCUGGCCAAAGGCGAGCCAUGCCCAUUUGACGACCUCGUUGAGUGGUGGGAAAGCGAAUACGGCCCCUCAAACAACCACGUCAUCAACCAACUGACCCUCACGAUUGUGGCGAUUCAUACGACCAGUGAUCUUCUCCAGCAGACGAUGAUUGAUAUUGCAAAGAACCCGGAACUCUUUGCGCCACUCCGAGAAGAAGUCGUCCAAGUCUUGGGCUCGCAAGGUCUCAAGAAGACUGCGCUGUAUAACCUCAAACUAAUGGAUAGUGUGUUCAAAGAGUCGCAGCGGCUCAAACCUGUCUUGCUCGGUAUGUCGAGAGAACUUUCCAUCAAAUCAACAACGCAAAUCAACGGGGGCAAAUUCUAA
Colletotrichum destructivum is the source of this 1185-nucleotide messenger RNA. RefSeq names its product Putative cytochrome P450. Gene Ontology annotation, molecular function: heme binding; monooxygenase activity; oxidoreductase activity, acting on paired donors, with incorporation or reduction of molecular oxygen. The record is from RefSeq and is a predicted model, not a curated record. NCBI's taxonomy places the organism in Eukaryota, Fungi, Ascomycota, Sordariomycetes, Glomerellales, Glomerellaceae. The transcript has 4 exons. The coding region runs from base 1 to 1185 and encodes 394 amino acids.